AUGUUUACAUUCACGCCCCUUCUGGGGGCGCAGUUCUCUUCAUCAAGAGCGUCGCAAUCGAUUCUUGAGCUGGAAGGAGGAAUCAAGAUUCUUGUCGAUGUCGGAUGGGACGAGACUUUUGAUGUCUUGGAGCUUGCAGAGUUAGAAAAGCAUAUUCCCACGCUCUCUCUAGUACUUUUGACUCAUGCUACGAUUUCGCACAUCGGCGCUUUUGCGCACUGCUGCAAGAUGUUUCCGCUAUUCACACAGAUUCCGGUUUACGCUACGGGUCCGGUCAUAUCUCUCGGUCGAACGCUGCUCCAAGAUAUGUAUACAUCGGCUCCUCUCGCCGCUACCUUUCUACCUAAAGCAUCGAUAUCUGAACCGGGAGCAUCCAUAUCCGCAGCAGCAGCAACCGCCGCAACAGCUUCCGCAGAAGGAGACGACCGAAGCAGCAAAAAGCUAGCUACAUCAGGGAGAAUACUGCUUCAACCGCCAACCGGUGAGGAAAUUGCUCGAUAUUUCUCACUGAUCCAUCCGCUCAAAUAUUCACAACCUCAUUCACCUCUUUGCUCGCCCUUCUCGCCUCCGCUGGACGGGUUAAUGUUGACUGCCUACAGCGCCGGACACACUGUUGGAGGAACAAUAUGGCACAUUCAGCAUGGCAUGGAAUCUAUAGUCUAUGCGGUGGACUGGAAUCAAGCGAGGGAGAAUGUAGUUGCCGGUGCUGCUUGGUUUGGAGGUUCCGGUACCAGUGGCACUGAGGUCAUUGAACAAUUGCGCAAACCUACUGCACUGAUUUGUAGUAGCAAAGGUGGCGAUAAAUUUGCACCACCCGGUGGUCUACACAAAAGAGAUGCUCUGCUGCUAGAUAUGAUUCGCAGUAGUCUGGCAAAGGGGGGUUCUGUUUUGAUACCUACGGAUACUAGUGCGCGAGUGUUAGAACUAUCAUACGCACUAGAACAUGCUUGGCGGGAUGCAGCCGAUAGCGCAGAUGGCGAUGAUGUGUUCAAAAAGACUGAGAUAUACCUUGCUGGGAAAAAGGCGCAUAGCACCAUGCGACUGGCUAGGAGUAUGUUAGAAUGGAUGGACGAAGGUAUAGUCAGAGAGUUUGAAGCUGUAGAAGGUGGUGAUGCAGCGACAGCUCGAGGUCAUAAACGAAGCGACAGCCAGAGUCGCAAUGCCGGUGCUAAACCAGGGACAAAACUUGGUCCGUUUACUUUGAAGCACUUGAAGAUCGUCGAGCAAAAAAGGAAAUUAGAAAAGAUUCUAGCGGAUGGCAUUCCCAAAGUUAUUAUCGCCUCGGAUACCUCACUGGACUGGGGUUACUCGAAGGAAGCAUUCCGCACUCUUGCACAGGGCUCACAAAACUUGAUCAUCCUGACUGAGACUCUUCCGAUUCGCUACCAGACCGAUGACCCCGAGCAGCCUGAUAAGAUGACUCUUGGGCGAAUGAUAUGGCAUUGGUACGAGGAGCGAAGGGAUGGUGUGGCUAUGGAGACAGCUUCAAGUGGAGAACUACUUGAGCAGAUACAUUCGGGCGGGCGAGAGAUUUCGGUCGUCGACGUAGAGCGAACCGCGCUUGAUGCUGAUGAGCAGGUGCUUUAUCAGCAAUAUCUCGCAACACAGAGACAAAUACAAAAUACAUCACAGGGGCGAGGCGAUGCGAAUAUAGACAGCACAGCUGAUGCCCUGGAUGAUGGGGCUAGUUCGACAUCUUCCGAGGAUUCUGAAUCUGAACAGCAGGGAAGAAUUCUCAAUUUUUCAACAUCGCUGGCACAUACUAAUAGAAACAAGAUUGGAGUGAGGGAUGAGGACCUUGGCGUCAACAUACUUCUCCGACGCAAGAAUGUUUUUGAUUAUGAUGUUCGCGGAAAGAAAGGGCGUGAGCGCAUGUUCCCUUAUGUUGCUCCUAAAAAGCGCGGAGAUGAAUAUGGAGAGUUCAUUCGUCCCGAAGAGUAUUUGAGGGCUGAAGAACGUGAAGAAGCGGAUGCUCAACAGCAGGAAUCUGGGCCACAAAGCGAGAUGAAGCUUGGGCAGAAGCGCAGGUGGGACGAAACCGGGCCAAAUGGUCGGCGACAAUCCGGCGGUGCACACAAACGUCAAGCUAUGUCUCCAGAUGGUGGUCUAGGAGGUGAUAUUGGAGGUAUACGUGAAGACUUGGCAGCGGGCAGUGAUGGACCCGAUUCUGAGUCUGAAAAUGAGGUCGAUGAACAACCAUUUGAAGGCCCGGCUAAAACAGUAUAUCGACAUUCCACUGUCACUGUCUAUGCGCGUAUCGCAUUCGUUGAUUAUAUGGGCCUGCAUGAUAAGCGAAGUCUGGAGAUGCUGAUUCCUCUCAUUCAACCUCGCAAGCUUAUUCUCGUGGGCGGGAUGAAAGAGGAAACAACAAGUCUUGCGGCUGAAUGUCGGAAUUUGCUCGCUGGAAAGGAUGUAGGAGACCGAUCUGCUGUUGUUGAUAUUUUCACCCCUAAGAAUGGCGAGUCGGUUGAUGCUAGUGUGGAUACUAAUGCCUGGGUUGUGAAAUUAAGCAAUAACCUGGUUAGACGACUCAAGUGGCAGCAUGUGAGAAGUCUUGGUGUCGUAGCUCUCACUGCUCAGCUCAAGCCGCCGGAGAUCGUCUCGGCUGAGGACGAGGUCAUCGAGUCAACAAACAAGAAACAAAAACUCCUGGAAACCGACCCAGGCACCGUCUCAACUCCUGUUGGCGGGGUGAACGAUUCAUCAAUUUCGAAGGCAGAUGCAUAUCCUAUAUUAGAUGUGCUUCCAGCUAGCAUUGCAGCUGGAACACGCUCCAUGGCUCGCCCGCUCCAUGUAGGCGAUCUUCGACUCGCCGACUUGAGAAAACUCAUGAUAGCUGCAGGACACAGAGCUGAAUUCCGUGGCGAGGGAACGCUGCUUAUUGACGGCAUGGUUGCGGUUCGUAAAUCGAGUACGGGCACCAUCGAAGUUGAGGCUUCAGCACAAUCCUCCGCAUCAGACCGCAGGGGACAGGCUGGAAGUUUCCUUGCCGUGAAACGCAAAAUCUAUGAAGGUCUUGCGGUUGUUGCUGGUGGCUGA
Talaromyces amestolkiae is the source of this 3039-nucleotide messenger RNA. RefSeq lists its product as uncharacterized. The record is from RefSeq and is a predicted model, not a curated record. Lineage: Eukaryota; Fungi; Ascomycota; Eurotiomycetes; Eurotiales; Trichocomaceae. The transcript has 2 exons. The coding region runs from base 1 to 3039 and encodes 1012 amino acids. Gene Ontology annotation, cellular component: mRNA cleavage and polyadenylation specificity factor complex. Gene Ontology annotation, molecular function: RNA binding. Gene Ontology annotation, biological process: mRNA 3'-end processing by stem-loop binding and cleavage.